Molecule: messenger RNA, 2205 nt
Organism: Sphaerulina musiva SO2202
Lineage: Eukaryota; Fungi; Ascomycota; Dothideomycetes; Mycosphaerellales; Mycosphaerellaceae
Product: Ran-binding-domain-containing protein
Exons: 6
Coding region: 1-2205 (734 amino acids)
Cellular component (GO): cytoplasm; nucleus
Molecular function (GO): GTPase regulator activity
Source: RefSeq, a predicted model, not a curated record
AUGGUGAUGGUGGGGGGCUGGGUGGGGCCAUUUACUUGGCGCACGGUUUGUCCUGUGGCUCUUUUUGUCUGGAGUGACUUAUGGCUCACCUUCUUCCUCCAUGGUUACGCAAGUCUCGAGAUGGACUUGCUACUGCACAAAGUCACCCAGCAGGCGGUGCAGUAUGCCAUCAGGUCGGGCAUCACUAUGACUUCCGCCUAUUGCAUUAAAGAGUGUAGCCGCUUGCUCAAGCAGGCUCCCAAGCGGAGUCCUGAGCGUCAUGAACUGCUCCAGCUGCAACUUGAUCUUGAACAGAAAAUCAGAAUGAUCGCGCAGCCCAUCACUAUGAUUGAGUUGAUCGCCGCUCGGGGCAAUACGUCCCUGGAGUCAGCCCUGUCUCUCUGCAGGGAUUUGCGCUACGACAUUCAGGCGUUAGGUCAACGUCUUGACAAGGCGGCUCGCGAAGAGCAGCAUCUGCGACAGCACGCCCGCAAUGGCGUCUCGCGCGAGGAUGCUGACCACGAGUUGGUAGCCAUCAUCAGUCAGGUGAAGCUCCUGUUGGCCAGAAUCGAUGGCGCCGUGCCACUGAUUACGCUGGCCAUCACCACAUCUGGUUGCAGCCUGUCUACUUCGCUGUCGGGCACAAUCAGCCCCAGCAGACUGUUACAGGCGUCUACUUUUCUGACCGCUGCUGAUACGAGCUUCGCCCAUUCUCCGAUGAUGCCUCGUCAGGUAGGGCCCACCUGGACUUGCUGCUUGUAUAUGCUGUUCGCUAGUCACGCCUCGAGGAGUGAAAGCCACGAGGCAACAUGGAAAGAAGUCAUUCACAAAGCACGAGUCAAGCUGUGGCGCGUACCGCUUGAGAAGCUCUACUCUCUGCCUGGUGAGCCUAGCAGUCCAGACUUCUGCGAUGGACGUUCAAUCCCUUCCGAUGACAAAGCUGCAGAGUUUGCCUACCAGCUGUCCAUCGUAGAGGAUCUUGACGAUGGCAGGGUUCACACUUUCGAAGACGACGAACCGCAGCCCGGAUCCUUCGACGACGUUCCCUUGGCUGGGAUCAGAGAUAUCGUGCCCAUACACGAAAUCUCCAAGAUUUUCUACGCUGAUACAGGCAAAGUGCUUGGCAUUGGGGGCGAUGAUGAAAUCACCCAUCCCUGCCUAUUGCUUCGGCGCGAUUGGCAUGCUGAGCCACCGAGACGGAUGACCAGGCCGUCGCACGCGCAAACAUUCUCCGCUGAUAACGACGAGGACGACGAUGACGAAAAUGAACAAUCCCAGAUUGAUGCGCAGAUCCAGCGCGAAGCCACCCCGGAUGUAUCAAGCCAUGAAGAAGCAAUGCCUCGCGGCCAUUCAUGGCGGCUUCCCCCCGAUUUGGAUCCAGAGUGGAUGGCCUUCCAGGUAUUUGUGGAGGACGAUACUUCUGAGAGCGAAGACGAAGAAUCAGAGCACCCACGAUCAAGUCCAUCUACUUCAUUCGAGCCUAGCUUGGCAAUGGCAAAUCUUAACAUUAAUUCAUCACCACCUGAUACCCCGAUCAAGCCACGGUCGGCAUUAACCCUCUCCCCGGAGAAGCCCACUGGUCCUAUAAUCAAGACUACUCUGUCACUUUUGGAGAUGCUUCUCAAGCUUUCGGCCCUACAGCAGUUCAGACAAGAAUCGCAUCUUGCCGUCGAAGACGAGCUUCUCAACUUCUUCCUGGAGGAUAGUGGCACCGCUGGCGCUGGAGCAGAAAAGCAACACCGCCAGGAGGUCAGACGCGCUGCUAUUCAGCGCGUAGGCUUCGACCCCUACGAUGAGUCCCCUAUCAAGCGUCGAGGCGAAGAGUACAUCAGCCGAGCUGAUGGCUCCCCGCGAUCUCUCAGAGGCUCACCUAAGCCAACGAGUAUUCCACACAACGAAGAGUACAAGUACCAAACACCCGCGCUGGACUUGAGUCGCUCGCCCCAGGAUCUUCUGUUGGCCAAUCGUGGUGUGGCCUCAUCGCCGUCGCCGCUCCCAACUGGAUCUCAGCAGACGCCGCCGAGAUCUUUCACGCCUGAAAAGGGUAGCUACGCUCAACGCAGAGCCGCACCAGUCAAUUCCAACGCGUCGCAAUCUGCCGCAAGCAGCGAAGGUUCCGGGACUCCGCCGAGCACACAGAAGACAAGAGCGGCACUGCUACGCGCACGAAAUGACACGAAAUCACGAAGCCCGCUUCACGAGACACAUCCAUCCGGCGAUGAUUGA